ACGCAGUGCAGCCGGAGCUGCGGUGCGUCAGUUUGUAACGUUACAUCCUGAUCCUGAUCCUCGGUGCAGCAUCCCCCCGGACACCGGCCCUCUCUCCCCCCCAGCCUCAGCCACCCUCUGACGUCGGGCUGCUCGUCUACAGUGUGCAGGACCGUGUCAUCGGAGGAGAAGAUGGGUCACGCAUUGCUGUGAACCAGCCUGUUGUCCUGCUCGUGUAACGCGGUGUUGUUAAACAAGGCUCUCGGCCUGGACAGUGGAGGAGCUCAGGAUGAUGUCCUCUUACUACCACCCUGCAAAGGAAGCAGACAUGGCGGCCAUGACGGAGCCACUCUGCCUGGAGAGAGAUGUGUGCAGAGUGAUCGAGCUGCUGGACCGGCUGCAGCGGAGCGGUGAGCUGCCUCCUCCCAAACUGCAGGCCCUGCAGAGAGUCCUACAGAGCAAGUUCUGUGCUGCCAUCCGAGAGGUAUAUGAGCAGCUAUAUGACACUCUGGACAUUGUUGGAGGACCAGAGGUGCGAGCGCAGGCAACUGCCAAGGCAACAGUGGCGGCCUUUGCAGCCAGUGAGGGCCACGCCCACCCAAGGGUGGUGGAACUGCCCAAGACAGAAGAGGGUCUGGGUUUUAACAUCAUGGGGGGAAAAGAGCAGAACUCCCCCAUCUACAUCUCCAGAGUGAUCCCCGGCGGUGUGGCCGACCGCCAAGGAGGGCUUAAGAGAGGAGACCAACUGCUGUCUGUCAACGGAGUGAGCGUUGAGGGGGAGCACCACGAGAAGGCCGUGGAGCUGCUGAAGGCCGCCCAGGGUUCGGUCAAGCUGGUGGUCCGCUACACCCCGAAGGUCCUGGAGGAGAUGGAGGCUCGCUUUGAGAAGAUGAGGAGCGCCCGAAGACGACAGCAGCACACCAGCUACUCGUGAGGCUGCUCGUUCGUUAGUCUGCACCCAGUCACCACUGUUAAUAGAUAUCUCUGGAGUCCAGGGGCUAGCUAAUCCGACGCCUCCUUCCACCUCAUCGUCCAACCCUCUCCGACUCUUCUGUUUCUAGCGGGAGGCAAGGCCGUAGAUGAGAAGCAAAAAACCAAAGUAGCCUACCAACACCUGUUACCUGAACUUCUUCAUGAAGCCAACGCUGCAGUUUAGGAAUUUCUCCCGCCCCCUCCCCUUUCCCUAUUUCUUAGAGAAAUGUAGAGUAAGCUUGUUGUCAGACCAUGCCUCCUGCAAUUUCACCUUUCCAGUGUGAAAUCAUCCUCAGCAUGCUAUUACAUAAGGGCAAGACAUUCUCUUUUUAGUGUUUGGCUUAACUAGUGUUUUUAUUCUCAAGUGGUUUUACUUUUGUAUUCUCAUGAUGUGCACUACACUCCUCGGCGGUGUCCACUGUCUGCUGUUAUUAGACCGCAGUAGCGGAGGAAACCUACAGCCUUCACCGCCUAUGUCCCAGCUUAGAGGGCUAACCAUUAGCAUUAUGAAGAACUACACUGGAAUGAGUAGCUGGCAGGUUUCGUCUUUGUCAAAGUUAUAAGAUUUUUUUUUAUUUAUUUAUUUAUUUGUGUAUUCAUUGAUUUGCAUAAUUAUUCAUGAAAUAAAAGUCUGUGUAAGUUGAA
This is a messenger RNA of Sebastes umbrosus (honeycomb rockfish), 1596 nucleotides long. RefSeq names its product lin-7 homolog B (C. elegans) (gene lin7b). The record is from RefSeq and is a predicted model, not a curated record. Gene Ontology annotation, biological process: protein localization to basolateral plasma membrane; neurotransmitter secretion; maintenance of epithelial cell apical/basal polarity. Gene Ontology annotation, molecular function: L27 domain binding. Bases 269 to 913 code for a protein of 214 amino acids. Gene Ontology annotation, cellular component: basolateral plasma membrane; synapse; cell-cell junction. The transcript is spliced from 6 exons. Lineage: Eukaryota; Metazoa; Chordata; Actinopteri; Perciformes; Sebastidae.